UACUUCCAGGGUGAUUCCUGCGGUGCUUCCUACCGUGCCUACCGUGUUCUCUGGGGCAAACUGCUUCAUCACCUCCGGAUGAAAAUUAUCAGCUGCGGGAAUGAUAUCGCCACCAAAAAAAGGUUGAUGUUUCCUCACCAGGAGCCCCCAGGGUCAUUUUCAAGACUGACUGCCGACAGCUCACCACCUCUCUCAGCCUCUUGAGCCAGCCAAUCGAUUGUCUUCAGUUCAACAAGGAUUGAGCACAAGUUUCCGCUGCAUCUGGCGGCGGUCAAUCCCAGCAGCCUUUGUGUUGUCCUCCGGGCGAGGUGCCUCAGCAGGAUUGUAUCACCAUGGACACAGAGUCAACGUACUCAGGCUAUUCUUACUAUUCUGGGCGCUCCCGGGGAUCCCACAGGCAUGGGGAGAGAAGCCGGGAUCGGGAUCGCCACAAAUCACGCACUAAAGACAGCCGCUCAGAAAAGUCGGUAACAAUUAACACGCCACCUGCAGAACCACUUCUGGGUGACUCAACUGUUCGGGGUGAGCAGGUGCAGGAUGACAACUGGGGUGAGACCACCACGGCCGUCACAGGCACAUCAGAACACAGCCUGUCUCAAGAAGACAUUGUUCGCAUCACCAAAGACCUGGAGGACAGCGUGGGGCUUGACUGUCGCCGCUACUUCACCCUGACGCUCGCUGUGAUCUUGGGUCUGCUGGUGUUCCUCACCCCACUGGCUUUCUUGGUGCUGCCGCACCUCCUCUGGCCGGAAAAGCUGCAGAGCUGCGGCACGGCCUGUGAGGGUCUCUACAUCUCUGUGGCCUUUAAGCUCCUCAUACUGCUGCUUGCUGUCUGGGCGCUCUUCUUCCGACCGCCACGGGCCGGCCUGCCACGGGUCUUUGUAUUUCGAGCUCUUCUUGCUGUGCUGGUGCUGCUCUUUGUGAUCUCCUAUUGGUUGUUCUAUGGAGUGAGGAUACUCGACUCACAGGAUGAGAACUACCAUGGCAUUGUGCAGUAUGCCGUAUCGCUGGUAGAUGCUCUACUUUUCAUUCAUUAUCUGGCCAUCGUCUUGCUAGAGCUUCGACAACUUCAGCCAUGUUUCUCCGUGUGCGUCACGCGAUCCACAGAUGGUGAGACGAGGCACUACAACCUUGGACAGCUCAGUAUUCAGCGAGCAGCGCUGGCUGUCUUAGAGCACUACUACAGUGACUUUUCCAUCCAUAAUCCGGCUUUACUUUCUGCCUCAAAGUCCCGCGCUGCCAAGCAUCUGGCCGGUCUCAAGGUCUACAACGUGGAUGGUGAGUUCCCAGCAGCCACUGCUGAGGGUCCGGGUAACAACGCAUCAUCAGGAAUCACCCACUCCCAGUCCCGAGCCAUGAUUGCUGCCGCUGCCCGCCGCAGAGACACCAGCCACAACGAGCUUUACUACGAAGAGGCUGAGCAGGAGAGGCGUGUUCGCAAGCGCAGAGCAAGACUGGUGGUGGCAGUAGAGGAAGCAUUCACACAUAUCAAGCGCAUGCAGGAAGAUGAGCAGAAGAAGGCUCCAGGUGAUGUCAUGGAUCCGCGUGAGGCGGCACAGGCUAUUUUUCCGUCCAUGGCACGUGCUCUACAGAAAUACCUGAGGACCACCAAGCAGCAGCACUGCCACAGCAUGGAGAGCAUCCAGCAACACCUCGCCUUCUGCAUCACCAACAACAUGACGCCCAAGGCAUUCCUCGAGAACUACCUGUCCCUGGGUCCAACCCUCCAGUACAGCCGGAAUCACUGGCUGGCCCGCCAGUGGACGCUUAUCAGCGAGGCGUCAGUCACCAGCGGUCUGAAAGAUGGAGCUGUCUUCCUGCUAAAAUGUGUAGACUUCAGCCUGGUGGUAACUUCCAGGAAGAUUCCCUACAUCCAGAUGUCAGAGGAAUACAUCGACCCCAAGUCCCACAGAUUUGUCCUGAGGUUACAGUCCGAAACAUCCGUGUAGGACUCAGAAUAUGUUUUUAAUAACUGAACUCGUUCUGUUGCUCUCAAAAGUUUUCAUUUUGGGUUUGCAGUUUUUAAUUUUUGGAUUUUUUGUAUAUUGUACAUGAAUCUAUAUAUUCCACAUGUUUGAACAAAGUUAUUUUUAUCGUGUUUGAUUUGGCUGAAAACAAAAGGAGAAAAACAACACUGAAGAGACUCGCAUUAUGGGCACGCCGGCUCAAUUCAGAAGCAUUGGGCUUGGAUUGAAAUCGCAUGCGUGCAUGCUACUGCAAUCACUGGUUUGUUUUUUAUUUUUCUUUACAUUUAAGUUACUGGAGCCAAACAAGCAGGAACAAGGAACAUAUGAACUCACUGCGGGGACUCAUGACACGUCGUCACUCAACAAACAAAAAGACCACUAAAAACUGAGACAGUCUGACUUGGAUAUACUUAUUUUCAUAUUCACACACUGCCAUCUUGUCUACAGUGUUUAAAACUGUUGAACGUUGUUUCAGAAGAUUAAGAGGAUUCAAUGGAUUUCUUUGUUCCUACGAAGGGAAGAUCUGAUCUCUGGAUCACAAACCGGGUAAAAUGAAUUGGACAAGAAACAAAAAACUCAACUCAAUUUUGCAUUAAAAGCACAUUUGUUUGUUAAUCCUAGAGCAUGUAUGCCACACACACACUUUUUGACAGUUGCUGUGUCACAUUCCAAACAACCUCGUUCAGAAUGAGAUGUAGCAGGCGCGAGUGCUGUUUUGAGCAGCCAGAGGGGGGCGCUUCAUUUUCUUUUGGUGCAGCAGAAACUAAAGAUUUCCACUCCAGUGGAGAACUCCCACAUUUUAGCCUCCAUGGUGAACUCAGAAUGAACUGGAUCAUGAGACGGCUUAAUGUCCAGACAAACGGCCCAAACAUUUCCGUAACCUUCUCGGGGCUGUGUCGUGUCAGCAUGAGUUGCCAGCAUUUAAAGGGAAGGAUACUGGUUCAACAGGCAGUCGUAAUUAUUAUUAUAUUUUGUGUUGGGUUUUUUUUUUUUUUUAGUCUCCUGAUUUCUUUUUGCAGGUAGAUGCCGUAGCAUUAAUUAUAAUGGUGUAUCAACAUCAUGUAUAGAAAAAUCCUGCAGCAGGGUGGAACCUCGUUCCCAACUGGACCAUCUGGUUUUCACUGCCCUGUCUCACCUCUGCUGUCACACAGACCUGUCCAAGUUGUACCCAGUUCCUUGGCAUGAACUCAAUAUGACAAUUUCACAGAAAGAGCCAAAUUUUUAAUCUCAUAUUUACUUUCACCUGUUAAAAUCAGCCCGUGUCAUAAAGCCACAAAAAUGCCUUUAAUGUGGAACUAGUUAAUCAAGUGUGCACUCUUCUCUCUUCCUCUGCUGUAAGUAAUCCAGAAAAACAAUCACACCUGAGGAGUAAUAUGUCACCAAUCUGUGCCGUGGCCCUGAGCAUGCCUGGCCACUACCGCCCCCUACUGGUAUACCUGGCACAGUGUGCCUCCGGGCAGCAGCAACUUUUUUCCUUCAUAAAAAAACAUGAUACUGUAAAUACUUGCAAAAACAAUCUGGCUCUGGACCACCUGACACCGGCCAUAUUUUCUACUUGUUGAACAUUUUCCGGUGUGACUGUGCCUCUACUUUUUUUAACUCUAUUUAUGUCAACAAAUGUGUGUUUGUCCACCAUUCGGCUUCACACCACCAGCCUUUCACCUCGCGUCAUCUUGGUCCCUACCUGUCACUGUGUUACCAGGCUACGGUGACCCUCCAGCCAUUUGCUUUUACUGAACAGAUUUAUAUUGACACGACUUUGCCAUAUAACAUAUUUCACACAAUUAAUAUUUGCUUAAAAAAAUAAAAACCUUUUUUGUGAACAUUUAUAAUCAUGCUGUAUGUGUGUUAGAAUGCUUAUUGUUCUAAAAGUGCAAGCAAAUUCAUGCUCUCACCUGAUUUAUUAGAAUGACAGCCUGAAUCUCAGAUAUUUAAAGCUACAGUCUGUCAGAUUUAGGGGUGUUCCUGAGCAGAAAUGGAAAAUA
This is a messenger RNA of Thalassophryne amazonica, 3952 nucleotides long. RefSeq names its product VANGL planar cell polarity protein 1 (gene vangl1). Gene Ontology annotation, cellular component: plasma membrane. The record is from RefSeq and is a predicted model, not a curated record. The transcript is spliced from 9 exons. Gene Ontology annotation, biological process: multicellular organism development. Lineage: Eukaryota; Metazoa; Chordata; Actinopteri; Batrachoidiformes; Batrachoididae. Bases 333 to 1949 code for a protein of 538 amino acids.